AUGGAUAUAUUCAAAGAGGAGAACAGUCAGAAUCAUGCAGCUUUACAUCGGUUUAAUGGCAAAAAUUUUCGCUUGUGGAAAUUUCAAAUGGAAGCUGCUUUGAGAGGUCAUGGAUUAAAAAAUUAUGUUAAUAGGACUGAAGUGCAGCCUGCAGCUAGUGCGACUACUGAUGCUCGAGAUUUGUGGCAAAAACGAGAUGGGAGAGCUAUGACGCUGAUCAUAGGGGCUAUGGAGCCAGAUAUUGUGGAGCAGUUUGUGGAGUGUAAAACGUUCAGGGAAUUAUGGGAUGCGCUGUUUGAUUUGCACGAGAAGAAGAGUGCAGUGAGUGGUAUGACACUUUAUGAAGAGUUUUUCGCGUUAAAAAUGGUAGAAGGCGAAAGUGUGACUGCGUAUGUUAAAAAGGUUCCUAAAAUAGCGGCAGAGUUGGAAAGUCAAGAGGAGGUACUUUCAGAUAAUCUUCAGAUGAUUCGAAUUAUUAGCACUCUUACUCCAAUGUUUAAAAAUUACAAGACAGUUUGGUAUAACAAGUCUAAUAAGAGUUUGAAGACAUUGCUAGGAGAGUUAAGGUUGGAAAAGGAUCAGUUGAAUAAGGCAGAUCAGACUGAGAAUGUUGAGGCGGCUUUUGCUACGAGGGGGAGUGUGGCAGGCCAUAGGAGAGAAACUGGUCGCGUUUCUAACGGUAAGAGUGAUUAUAAGUUGGUCGCUGCUUUGAAGAAGACGAUGAAGUGCAAUUGCUGUGGAGAGGUAGGACACUGGGCCACCGAGUGUUCUAGAAGUUCAAAGAAUCGGAAGAGUCGUUUUGGUCAGCAUCAGAAGACGAGUGAGUGUACUUUUGUGGCCUCGAUUGAAGAUGUUAGGUUGGCAUCAUAUACAGAGGUCUGGUUGAGUGAUUCUGCGGCUACAGCUCACAUGACAGGUAGAAGAGAUUGGUUUAAUGAGUUGACGGUUCAAGAUACAGGUUCAUCGGCAGUUGUUGCUAAUGGGGUUACACCUCGGGCUCGUAGAACUGAUAGGGGUUUAGAGUUCAUUAAUUCAGAAUGGUUCCUGAGUAAGCCAGCUUUGGGACAUGUUAAGACCUUCGGGACUCCUGGUUUUGUGCAUGUUCCAAAACGGAGGAGGAAAAAGUUAGAUCCAAAAGCUGAAAAAAUGUUUUUGGUUAGGUUUAAGUCAACUUCAAGGAAUUAUCGGAUGUUCGAUCCGAGUACUGGGAAGUUUGUUAUCACUUGUGAUGUUGUCUUCAACGAGGAGAAGGUUGAGAAUGUGAAGCCAGAUGUUCCAGUGGGUCUGUAUGUUUUUGAUGAAGAAGAGGAGAAAGCUGAGGACAAGACGAAAAAAAAAGAGUUGGUUAUUCCAAAGGUGAAUGUAGAAAAGGUUCAGUCUGAGGAGAAGAAAGAAAAGGAGAAGCUUCUAAUUCCAGAGGUGAAUGCGGAAGAAGUUCAGACUGAUGGAGAUCUUCCAACACCUGGUGAGCAUGGAGGUAUCAGGCAGAAUACGACGUAUAGCUUGAGGCAAGUUUUGUCUCCACCUGAUAGGUUUCCAUUUAGUGCAUGUGUUUUGGAAGAAUUCUCUGCAGCUGUUGGUGAGUCUAGUACUUAUGAGGAGGCAUUGUCAAGACUAGAUGGUGCGAAGUGGAAGGCAGCUAUUCAGGAGGAGUUGGAUGCUCUAGAAGCGAAUAAGACUUGGGAGUUGUUUGAGAAACCAGAGGGUCGAGAGGUCAUAAGCUGUAAGUGGGUUUAUCGGAUCAAAACUGCACCUGACAGUACUCAGCAGCGUUAUAAUGCAAGAUUGGUCGUGAGAGGUUUUUCUCAGUGUGCAGGAAUUUAUUACAAGGAGACUUUCACUCCUGUGGUUCGCCGUAACACAAUCAGAGUCAUGCUGGCUGUUGCUGCGAUUAAAGCGCUUGAGAUUCUGGAGUUCAAUAUCAAAACAGCCUUUCUAAAUGCUGAUUUGGAGGAGGAAAUUUAUAUGGAAUUGCCGAAGGGUUGUAAACCUGAUAAUAUUGAUGUUGUUUGUCUACUGAAGAAAAGCUUAUAUGCACUCAAACAGGCUCCACGUACCUGGAAUCAGAAAUUCCUUGUGCAAAAAUUGAGAUAUCACCUUGAAAUGUAG
Molecule: messenger RNA, 2109 nt
Organism: Diachasma alloeum
Lineage: Eukaryota; Metazoa; Arthropoda; Insecta; Hymenoptera; Braconidae
Exons: 4
Coding region: 1-2109 (702 amino acids)
Molecular function (GO): nucleic acid binding; zinc ion binding
Source: RefSeq, a predicted model, not a curated record